Diplodia corticola is the source of this 828-nucleotide messenger RNA. RefSeq names its product btb poz domain containing protein. The transcript is spliced from 2 exons. The coding region runs from base 1 to 828 and encodes 275 amino acids. Lineage: Eukaryota; Fungi; Ascomycota; Dothideomycetes; Botryosphaeriales; Botryosphaeriaceae. The record is from RefSeq and is a predicted model, not a curated record. Gene Ontology annotation, molecular function: protein binding.
AUGACACAGCCGUACAACCUUGAAGGCAAGCAAAAUGCGAAUGUCAAGCGCGCCACUCUUAUCACUGGACAGACCAUCAGCGUCAUCGUCGGCGGUGGUGACGACGAUGACAACGAUGAAGAGAGUCCCUGUUUGUUCCUCGUCCACCGCAAGCUUAUCUGCGCCUUCUCGCCCUUCUUCAACGCCGCCUGCCGCGGCCCCUGGAAAGAACACCGCGAAGGCAUCGUUACGCUCCCAGAAGAAGACCCCGCAACGUUCGAACUAUACGUGAAGUGGCUGUACACAGGCGAGCUCGUGGAUUGCAGUAGCCCUACUACCGAGGACGAAGACGCCGACAAUACUGCUGAUCCGCAGGGGCAAGAAAGAAAAAGAACGGUAGAAGGAGACCCCUUCGCCAAUGACCAGUUUAACACCGUCUACACAAUCCUAGCAUGUGCCUACUUCCUCGGCGAUGUGCUGCUGGACCACACGUUCAAAAACGCUGUCAUCGACGCGUUGAUCAGGCGCGUGAAGCAAACGAACCGCUACCCGUGCGCGAUGGCAGCGCUCGUAUACGAGAAUACGUCGAGCUGGGCAUCGCCACUGCGGCGGCUGCUGGUGGAUUUCUACGCGUAUGCACACAAAAGGGAUUGGUUUCUGGGGAGCAACCGGGCGAUGGAUAUGGAUAAUGGGCCGAGGGAGUUCUUGAGGGAUGUGUUGGUGAAGCUGGUGUCGGUUCAGGAGGAGGGGUGCAAGGAAUGCCUGCAUCCAUGGGAUUCGGAUUUCUGUCAGUAUCAUGUGCAUCCGGAUGGUGUUAGGUGCCCCAAGACUUUCCAGGUGAGGAGAUAA